Messenger RNA from Daphnia pulicaria, 446 nucleotides. RefSeq lists its product as uncharacterized. The transcript is spliced from 6 exons. The coding region runs from base 89 to 409 and encodes 106 amino acids. Lineage: Eukaryota; Metazoa; Arthropoda; Branchiopoda; Diplostraca; Daphniidae. The record is from RefSeq and is a predicted model, not a curated record.
AAACAGACGAGAAAACGUGUUGAAAGGGUCGUGCAGCUUACUGCUGUCGUUCAACCAUUUAUUUGUUCAAAUCAUUGUAUUCUACUGGAUGUGCCAUCAAAAGGAAACAGGAUUCAUCAUAAUUGUCAAUCCCAGCCAUGCCUCGAUUUUGAGUGUUCUUCAUUGCAGGUUUCUAACACAUUGGCAUGACAGAUUUGAUGAGAAGUCAAAAGAUUUGAAGAAAAAGGACAAGGACCAUACAGUCAACAAGGUUCCUUGUUUGCUAACCCGUUGGCUGCUACCCUUCAAUCUCCCUGUUUGCCUUACCUGUUUACCUUACACAGGUCCUAUUGAUCUGAGGGUAACUCUUUCGCUACUGAUCACAUCAACUGUUGUAAACUCACGAGAGAAUGCUGCAAUUCAAGACUGAUACAUUGUGUAGUUGUUAGAUAAAUGACAAGUGCAUA